This is a messenger RNA of Aspergillus nidulans FGSC A4, 1432 nucleotides long. RefSeq lists its product as uncharacterized. The transcript has a single exon. NCBI's taxonomy places the organism in Eukaryota, Fungi, Ascomycota, Eurotiomycetes, Eurotiales, Aspergillaceae. The record is from RefSeq and is a predicted model, not a curated record. The coding region runs from base 16 to 1407 and encodes 463 amino acids.
CGCAUACCCUCCGCCAUGCGUCUCGGCGCCCUUCUCUCCGUGACGCUGCUGAGCACGGCCGCAACCGCAGCUUUCAAUGCCCAAGACACGAUCGACCGCGAUGUGGUGAUCCUCGGCGGGGGCGCAACGGGCACCUUUGCGGCUGUCCAGCUCCGCGAACAGGGCUACACUGUCGCCCUUGUUGAGCAAAAAAGUAAGCUGGGCGGCCACGCGGAGACGCUCUACCUGCCCAGUGGGGAUUAUGUCAACUACGGGGUCGAGGGGUACUUCAAUAACAAGAUCACCAAGGACUUCUUCGCGCAGCUAGAUGUGGACUACGAACCUCUCCUGCCAGGCGCCAUUCUGACCCAGCACGUCAAUUUUCGGACCGGCGAGCGCGUCCUGCCUGGUAACGAGCUGCUUACCACCACGGCCGCAGCAUUGCUGUACCGCGGCGCGAUCGAGCAGUUCAAUUAUCUGGCGCAAGGGCUGUAUGAUCUGCCCGAGGAGGUCCCUGAGAUCCUGCUGCGCCCGUUUCGGGAAUUUGUUGACAAGUACGCGCUAUGGGGCGCAGUUGACCUAAUAUUUACCUUCGCGGAGAAUGUAGGCAACAUGCUCGACAGGCCCACCCUCUAUGUGAUUCAGUACUUUGGCAUUCCGCACAUCGACGCCCUCCUCAACGGCGGGUACAUCCGCCCCAAAAAUGGGACGGACGUACUUUUCAACAAGGCUGCGAACUACAUUGACGAGGUAAACAACAUCUUCUACGACUCGAUGGCCGUCCGGACCACCCGCGACGAAACCGGGGUCGAGGUGGUCAUCCAGAACGCGCGGACCGGCGCGCAGAAACUGAUUCGCGCAAAGAAACUCCUUAUCGCGUUCCCACCUGUGCUGGAGAAGCUGGCCGGCUUCGACCUCACCGAACAAGAGUCUGCCCUGUUCUCCAAAUGGACAUACGUGAACUACUAUGCCGCCGUCCUAACCAACACUGCCGUCCCCAAUGACUUCAACAUCCUCAACACCGAUCCCACCAAUCAACCCGGCAGCCUGCCAACAACCCCUUUCAACUGGGCGCUCGAGUACUCCGGCGUCCCGGGCUACUUCAUGAACAAGAUCAUCGGCGACGCAAACCUGACUGAGGCCGAGGCGCGGGCCCUGAUCAUUGACGACCUAAAGCGGAUGAGCUCUGCCGGGACCUUCGGGAUCAAGGACGGCCAGGAGCCGGAGAUUGCAGCAUUUGCGUCGCACUCGCCCGAGACAUUGAUGGUUUCGGUAGAAGAUGUCAAAGGGGGAUUCUAUAAGAAGCUUUAUGGGCUGCAGGGCCAGGCUAGUACGUUCUACACGGGGUAUACGUUUUGUACAGAUUACUCGACUAUGUUGUGGAACUACACGAACACUAUUGUAGAUAGGAUCGUGCAAGAGCUUUAAUAAGAUAACUUAGUAUAUCGGAUGC